This is a messenger RNA of Myripristis murdjan (pinecone soldierfish), 2372 nucleotides long. RefSeq names its product plastin 1 (I isoform) (gene pls1). The record is from RefSeq and is a predicted model, not a curated record. Gene Ontology annotation, biological process: actin filament network formation; actin filament bundle assembly. The coding region runs from base 92 to 1999 and encodes 635 amino acids. The transcript is spliced from 16 exons. Gene Ontology annotation, molecular function: calcium ion binding; actin filament binding. Gene Ontology annotation, cellular component: cytoplasm; actin filament; actin filament bundle. Lineage: Eukaryota; Metazoa; Chordata; Actinopteri; Holocentriformes; Holocentridae.
GCACUGAGAGGCCUCGCCCUGGACGGGACAGGAGAGGAUUAACUGGACCAACUCACAGGCUCUUAUGAAGGUUCACUAAGCCAGAUCUACUAUGGCAAAUCACAUCACACAGAUUUCUCGAGAGGACCUGGAGGAUCUCAGAGAGGCCUUCAAUAAAAUCGACAUUGACAACAGUGGCUAUGUGAGUGACUUUGAGCUUCAGGAGCUGUUCAGAGAGGCCAGCUUGCACCUGCCGGGCUACAGGGUGCGGGAAAUCAUCGAGACCUUCAUCGCCGGCGACACCAACAAGGACGAGAAGAUCAGCUUUGAGGAGUUUGUGUCUAUCUACCAAGAGCUGAAGAGUAAGGAGUUCAGUGAGACGUUUAGGAAAACUAUCGCCAGGAGAGACGGGAUCCGCUCUUUCGGAGGAACAUCAGGCAUCUCCAGCGAGGGAACACAGCACUCCUACUCAGAUGAAGAGAAGGUGGCAUUUGUCAACUGGAUCAACAAAGCCUUGGCAAAAGACCCGGAUUGCCAACAUCUGCUGCCUAUGAACCCAGACAAUGACAACCUCUUCACUUCUGUCUGCGAUGGCAUCCUGCUGUGCAAAAUGAUCAACCUGUCUCAACCGGACACUAUUGAUGAGCGAGUCAUCAACACCAAGAAACGCACCACCUUUACCAUGACUGAGAAUCUGGUUCUGGCCCUGAACUCAGCCUCGGCUAUCGGCUGCACAGUGGUGAACAUCGAUGCCCAUGAUCUGAUGGCUGGAAAACCCCAUCUGGUCCUAGGACUGCUCUGGCAAAUUAUCAAGAUUGGCCUGUUUGCUGAUAUAGAAAUCAGCAGGAACGAAGCUCUGCUCAGCCUCCUGGAAGAGGGAGAGCAGCUGGACCAUCUCCUGUCUGUCUCCCCAGAGGAGCUGCUGCUCCGCUGGGUCAACAGUCACCUACGCAACGCAGGGACCAAGCCAAUCAGCAACUUCAGUGAGGACAUCAAGGACUCGCGGGCCUAUUUCUACCUGCUGGACCAGAUUUCUCCGAAAGGGGAUUUUGACAGAAUGAGUGUCGAAAUUGACAUGAGCGGCCUCAACGAGCCUGAUUUGGACAGAAGGGCUGAGCUGAUGCUGCGUCAGGCGGCGAGGAUGGACUGCAGACAGUUUGUUUCUCCCCACGACGUCACGUCUGGAAACAGCAAGCUCAACCUGGCCUUCGUGGCCAACCUGUUCAACAUGUACCCGACGCUGCCCAUGUCUCAGAGCAACGGCAUAGACUCUGCACUCAUGGAGGGUUUACCAACUGAGUCCAGAGAAGAGAGAACAUUUCGCAACUGGAUGAACUCUCUGGGCGUCUCUCCGUAUGUCAAUCACCUGUACAGCGACCUGUGUGAUGCUUUGGUGAUUCUGCAACUUUAUGAGAAAGUCAAGGUGCCUGUGAACUGGAAGAAGGUCAACAGACCCCCAUAUCCAGUACUGGGGUCCAACAUGAAGAAGCUGGAGAACUGUAACUAUGCCGUGGAGCUGGGCAGGACUGAGGCUCACUUCUCUCUGGUUGGCAUCGGAGGAGAAAACCUGAACGAGGGGAGCUCCAUGCACACCCUGGCACUGCUCUGGCAGCUGAUGAGGAGGUACACAGUGAUGGUGUUGUCAGAUCUGGGUGACGGAGAGAAGAUUGGAGAUCAGAUCAUCCUCAGCUGGGUCAAUACCACCUUGAGCCAGGGGCGUAAGGACACACAGAUCAGCAGCUUCAAGGACAAGCAGAUCAGCACCAGCCUGCCGGUGAUCGACCUGAUUGAAACCAUCGCUCCCGGUGCCGUCAAACCAGAGAUGGUGCAGAGAGGAGAGCGAGGAGUGCUGAGCGAGGCGGACAAACUCAACAACGCCAAGUAUGCAAUCUCAGUGGCCCGUAAGAUCGGCGCUCGUGUCUAUGCGCUGCCUGAUGACUUGGUGGAAGUGAAGCCCAAGAUGGUGCUGACGUUGUUUGCCUGCCUUAUGGGCCGCGGCCUGAAGAAAGUGAACCCCUGAAGCAGACAUCUCCACAGUGUUUCUAUCACACAACAUUCGUUUCCCAUAUUUAUCACUCAUACAUUUUUGCACGGUGGUGAUUCUUCUCCUUUAUAAUGAAGGUCUUGUUACCAGCCGUGGCCAUUUAGCUUGUUAUGAACGCCAGACAGAGGUGUUGUGGUCAGGAAAGCUCCUCUGGUCUUUUCUGUUAUUCCUUUCAUGAAAACAAUAAAGUUCAUUGCCUCAUGUCAGCUAAAAAUCAUGGCUCUGCUGUAUCAUAUGUAAUAAGAAAUAAAUCAUUUCACACCUCCCACAUCAGCAGAAAGGAGAUGAAGUAAAAGCUGAUUAUCUACACAUCCCUCUCCGUACCACUUCAUGUCUGUAAAUGUUGUGC